AUGGAUGAUAAACGGGAAGAUGAAAUGGUGCCAAUUGAUGUGUCCAACAAGGGUGGUGGUACAUAUGAAAAAGAAAACGUUGCUGUUUGUGCUGUCACUAGAAGUUCCGGAGUGACUUUUCGGGUACCGAAGACGCAUGACAUGGUUCGGUCAUUAUUUGAUCCGACUCUGCGUAAGUCGUUCUUAGAGCUGUGCAUUACAUUUUCUUUGAUAGCUAACUGCUGGUUUUGUUAUUACUGUAACAAAAGGUUUGGUACGAAGUGGGCAACAGGGUUAUAUUUAGGACAAUAUGUGGUUUGGCGUCUAACUUACAAUUUAGGUAUUGGUGUGGUAUUGCAUUUGCAAUCGCAUCAUGAAUUUCUCACGGAAUUCUCUAAGCGGCAUAAGCUGUUUGAUGGUGGCAAUAAUAACUCUUUACUGGCCAGCUUUUGCCAAUUCGAAAUUGCAUCCAAGAUGCCAAAAAACUAUGACUUUUCUAGUUAUCCUCCAGAAUUUAAUGUAUGGUUACUUUUCAGACAAUUUGUUGAUCUAGUACUAAUGCAAGAUUUCACGACUUAUAUGUUAUAUGUCGUGCUAUCUUUACCGAAUGAACUAUCGUUAGAUUUGUUAACGACGAUGGAUUGGACCAGUGCUAGAAUUUCUGUUGGUAUUGGGAUGUUGUUGUUUAACGUCUGGGUCAAAUUGGAUGCUCAUCGUGUGGUUAAAGAUUACGCUUGGUAUUGGGGAGAUUUUUUCUUUUUGUUGCAAGAUUCGAAUUUAGUUUUUGAUGGUGUCUUUAAUAUUUCCCCACAUCCUAUGUACUCUAUCGGUUAUCUGGGUUAUUAUGGUGUUAGCUUGAUUACGGGAGAUUACAGGGUUUUGUUGGUAUCCAUAAUGGGUCAUUUGCUACAAUUCCUAUUUUUGAAAUAUGUUGAAACGCCACAUAUCGAACGUAUCUAUGGGCCUGAUUACCCACAAGACUUGGAAAGGGUUGAUGAUAUCAUAAUUAAAAACAGUCAGAACUAUACUAAACCUCUGAUGUCCCAUCUUUGGUUUUCAAAUUUUGAUCCGCUUAGACCCACUGACUUUUUCACUGUCGGUACGGCUAUAUUUAGUUUUGUUUCAGUGCUAGUAUUGAAGCCUUCUACUAAAACGAUGUUCAUUAUAGCCUUGUCAAUCAAAUUGUUUACAACGGGUAUUAACUUCACAAUCUUACACCAGCAAUCAAAUGAUAAAUGGUUUACAAAGUUGUUUUUGAGAAAUGGUUACACUCAGCUAUAUAGUUUCCAAAUCUGGCAAUUCAUUUUCAAUUUUAACCUGACUGCUUGUUAUGUUGCUUUGAUUUCACAAACUUGGACGCAAUACAAAAGUAUUGAAAAUUCAGACUUCACUACUGUUAUCUUUGGAUUCAUUUUGAUUGCUUUACAAAUGUGGUCUAAUAGUGAAAUUUUAAACGCUAUUUCCGAGUUUGGGUGGUUCUAUGGCGAUUUCUUCCUCACAAAUUACAUUCAGAGACCUAAAUUAGCCUCUCACGGUAUUUAUCGGUACUUAAAUAAUCCUGAGUGUGUACUCGGGAUCGCUGGCGCAUGGGGUACAGUUUUGAUAACAGACUUUUGCCUGGAAAAUAUUAUUCUUGCUACCGUUUGGACUUUAAGCAAUUAUAUUAUGGUUAACUUUGUAGAAUCUCCCCACGUCGCCAAAGUGUAUGGAAGUGAAAUGUUAUCUAGGCAAAGUGGUAUUGGUAAGACUUUAUCGGGGUUCGCACCGUUGAAGCAGGUUUCUCAUUGGCUUGACAAACUUGCAUCUUCAAUGGUUGAGAUUUUGAAUGUCGAUAAGGAAAAUAGAGAGCAAAUAGAAGAAGUUGUUACAAUGGCAUUACAAGCUGCCACCAAAAAAUUGGCUCCGAAUUGUGAGUUCGAGAUCAUUUGUAAUGGUAAACAUGUUCAUAACGAUUUCAUGUUUACUAUUGGAGACAGAAUUGAAAUCUCAUGGAAGCUGCCAACAGAACUAUAUGAUGAAGGCGAUUGGAUAGGCCUUUACAAAGUAGUAGAAACUGGUGAAGACCGGUUUAAGACCCGUGUCUCUUCUCAGGGGCAUUGGUGUGCUACCAACACCACCUACUAUUCUAAAAACAAAUCUUGCAUCAGGGGCGUCUUGAACUUCAACCACGGUAAGAAAAUCACAAAUGGUAGAGUACAUUUCACCCAUGAGUUAUCAUACUUUGAAAGAGGGAUAUACGAGUUUAGAUACCACAGUUCUAGCGGUCAUAAAGUUUUGAUGAUGUCUCCCCCAUUCAAAUUAAAUUUUCCAGUUCUUGAUUUACAUUCUUCUAAGAGCUUAUACGACUCAACAAUGAAGUUUUUGGAAAACUGUCAUUGCUUAAAUCAGGAAGGCCUGUUUGAUCCAAAUAGCAAUAAAAGAUUUACCGAAAGAGUGCUACAAAAGCUAUUCAGAUACUCCACGGGUGCUGACAUCUCAUCUGAUUAUAUGAAGCGUGUUAACUAUGAUAUGCAAGUGAUCACCGAAAGAAUCUUUGAGAUGAAGAAAAUAUUAGAUUCCCUGCAAUGA
This is a messenger RNA of Eremothecium cymbalariae DBVPG#7215, 2547 nucleotides long. RefSeq names its product phosphatidylethanolamine N-methyltransferase (gene CHO2). Gene Ontology annotation, biological process: phosphatidylcholine biosynthetic process. The record is from RefSeq and is a predicted model, not a curated record. The coding region runs from base 1 to 2547 and encodes 848 amino acids. NCBI's taxonomy places the organism in Eukaryota, Fungi, Ascomycota, Saccharomycetes, Saccharomycetales, Saccharomycetaceae. Gene Ontology annotation, molecular function: phosphatidylethanolamine N-methyltransferase activity. The transcript has a single exon.